AUUGUUUUUGUUUUUGUUUUUUGUUUUAAUUUUUAGGGUCUCUUGUCGAUGACCUUUCACGGGUCCUCUCAGUUGGAGCUAUUUGUACAAUUCAAGAAUUCUUUGUAUCGGGAAGUGGAUUGUUGGAUAAGCCUUUGGGUCUGCUGAAAUUCGGCUGAUUCAAUUCGAUUUAAAAGAAGGGCACCACUGCCGUUGAUUGGUGGCCGAGAGGCUACAACCUUCGUCGAUUCAGGGAGGGGGAAUCAAAGCUUGCACCUUGUGCAAGUGUAAGGAAUGGUUACCACUAGGCCACAAGAGGUUCAUCAACUGAAAACUUGAUGAUUUUUGACUAUUAGCCACCUUUCUUCAACAUGAGCAACCAGUUUUUCGAAGAUCACGACGAAGCCACUGUCGUGGGAUUUGAAGUUCCAAAAUCACCUGAUUCCAGUUACAACAAUGUGUACCCGGGAAAUGAAGAUGAGGCACGGGACCCGCCUGUUGUCCCUCUGCAUCUGCAACACACCUUGCUUAGUUAUCCUGCAAGUAGAGACACCAUGGAAGCUCUUCCGUCGCCACAAAAUGCGAUCCUCAACCAUCUUUACAUUGAAGAUAGAGAGACCCCGCGAUCAGUAGUGGCGCUUGGCUUCACUCAUCGCUUCCGCUCAAAGUACGUCACUGUCGUACUGUACAAACCAGUUCCAAGGAAAGGGGGUGCCAGCAGUUAGCGGGUGGAUUGCGUAAACCUCCAUUAGGACUGGCUCAUUUGUCCUUACCGCCGUUUAAUUAGAUACAAACUAUUUGAAUGCCAUAUUAGGGGCAUAAAUCAUUUGUUACCUUACAAGCCACUGCAGCAGGUGGAGAUGAGGUUUACCUUACUCUCCCGUCUGGAAUUAUCAGUUGUAUCUUGGGGGUAAUGGAAUCCUCAUUCCCCUAUUAUCAGGAUAUUUCCCAAUUUCUGAUCUAUUUCUGUACCUCUUGCCAACCUCAUAAAUCAAUAAAUAAUUUAUAAUUGAGCUCUUUUAUACAU
Molecule: messenger RNA, 1006 nt
Organism: Tripterygium wilfordii
Lineage: Eukaryota; Viridiplantae; Streptophyta; Magnoliopsida; Celastrales; Celastraceae
Product: SNF1-related protein kinase regulatory subunit beta-3-like
Exons: 5
Coding region: 351-704 (117 amino acids)
Molecular function (GO): protein binding
Source: RefSeq, a predicted model, not a curated record